Molecule: messenger RNA, 2397 nt
Organism: Protobothrops mucrosquamatus (brown spotted pit viper)
Lineage: Eukaryota; Metazoa; Chordata; Lepidosauria; Squamata; Viperidae
Gene: ELL2
Product: elongation factor for RNA polymerase II 2
Exons: 12
Coding region: 69-1988 (639 amino acids)
Biological process (GO): positive regulation of transcription elongation by RNA polymerase II; transcription elongation by RNA polymerase II; snRNA transcription by RNA polymerase II
Cellular component (GO): transcription elongation factor complex
Molecular function (GO): cis-regulatory region sequence-specific DNA binding
Source: RefSeq, a predicted model, not a curated record
AGCAGCAGCAGCCUCCGGUGGCGGCUUCGCGGCCCCGGCGGUGGCUGUGGGGCGAGAGGUGGCGUAAAAUGGCGUCGCUGCGGGAAGGGGGCAGGUAUGGCGUGUCCUGCGGCAGAGUCACGCAGGACAAUAUCACGGUGCUGCAUGUCAAACUGACCGAGACCGCCUUUCGAGCACUGGAGAACUACCAGGGGAGCAAGAAUGUAAUUCCUUCUCGACCUUCAAUACAGUUUCGAGGACUUCAAGGGCUUGUAAAGAUUCCCAAAACUGAUGUCCCAAAUGAAGUCCAUACCUUUGAUUUCUAUCUGUCAAAUGUUGGCAAAGAUAAUCCUCAGGGAAGCUUUGACUGUGUCCAGCAAACUGUUUCAAGUACUGGAUCAUCACAGCUCAGUUGCCUAGGAUUUAUACAGGAUAAAAUUACUGUAUGUGCAACAAAUGAUUCUUACCAAAUGACCAGAGAACGUAUGACCCAGGCAGAAGAAGAGUCUCGUAAUCGAAGUACAAAAGUCAUAAAACCAGGUGGACCAUAUGUAGGUAAAAGAGUACAAAUUCGAAAAGCACCACAAAGUAUUCCAGAUGCAGUUCCUGAAAGGAAAAGGUCUACCCCCAUCAACCCUGCAAGUACAAUACGAAAAACCCAUACAAACAACAGUAUUUCACAGCGGCCUUAUAAGGAUAGAAUAAUUCACUUAUUGGCACUGAAGACUUACAAGAAACCAGAACUUCUUGCCCGCUUAUUAAAAGAUGGUGUUAGUCAAAAAGAUAGGAAUUCCCUUGCUGCUAUUCUUCAGCAGGUAGCCAAUCUGAAUCCAAAGGACAACUCUUACACUUUGAAAGAAUAUGUUUAUAAGGAAGUUCAAAAAGAUUGGCCUGGAUAUAAUGAAAUAGAUAGACAGUCACUGGAAUUAAUACUUUCUCGAAAACUACAUUCAUCUCAGAAUGCCACCAGCACCAGUAACUUGGGAUCUCCUUUGAGUACUGUCAAAGAGGUUGCAUCUGCUUCCCCUUCUCAGAAACGGCUUUUGGAUUCUGACUUUAUUGAUCCGUUAAUGAAUAAAAAACCAAGGAUAUCUCAUCUUACCAAUAGAGUUCAACCAACAUUAAGUAGCCAUUUGCCUACUUCUGGUGAAAAAAAUGCUGAAACUUCUCAACCACCACCACCUCCUGCAGUUGCUGCAGCACCAGCUGCUCCACCAUUUGUUUCAACUUGUCUCCCUGUUUCAAAUCCUCCCCAGACUGCAAGUUCUAACUCCAAUUCCCCAAGCACUCCCGAAGGUCGGGGUACCCAGGACCUGCCUGUUGACACCUUAAGCCAGAAUGGCAACAUUUAUGAGGACCAGCAUCAAAAAUACACUUCCAGGACUCCACUGGAAAUCCCAGCGCCUUCUGAAAAUCUGUCAGUGUGCCCAAAGUCUACAGAUGAAAAACAUUCAUUACUCUACAAAAAGUCCAAAAAGAAAUCAAAGAAGCAUAAGGAGAAGGACCAAAUAAAAGACCGUAACACUGGGAAGGAAGAUGAAAAAAUGAGAGACUGUGAAAGCCAAGAAAUUACCAAAUUGAAGAAUUCCAGUCAGAAAAUGAGUGAAGGUGUUAAAGAGACACGCACUGCCACUACAGAAACUCUGUCAACAAGUGAACUACCAGACUUCUUUGUCAAAUACAUAGCAAUUGUCUCAUAUGAGCAACGUCAAAGUUACAAGGAUGAUUUUAAUGCAGAAUAUGAUGAGUACAGAACCCUGCAUGCAAGGAUGGAGAGUGUAACUAGGAGAUUUAUGAAACUAGAUGCACAGCGUAAACUACUCUCUCCAGGAUCUAAGGAAUAUCAGAUCCUUCAUGAGGAAGUCUUACAAGAAUAUCGGAAGAUUAAACAGUCUAGUCCCAACUACCAUGAAGAAAAGUACAGAUGCGAAUAUCUUCAUAACAAGUUGGCUCAUAUCAAAAGACGUAUAGGUGAAUUUGACCAACAACAAGCAGGGUCCUGGCACUAGGGCUCUGGACCAGAAGAUGUGAAUAAACUAAAGAUUAUUUAUUUAAAAUUCCAUACAGCUUAUUCUAAAGAUUUAAAAAUAAGUGAACAUUCUCUAAGGCAGCAGGAGCAUUAGCAGUCUGAAUUUGUUGUUUUGUUGAUGGGGAGGAUGUUGCUUCUCUGCAUAGUUCAAGCUGCUUUUUUCUGGUCCCCUUUUCCUUAAUUCUUACUUGUUUAUCCAUGGAAAUUAUUUUACCAUUGGGUAAUGGGGAUCCAGGCUCUAUAGUUCUGAGAUUGUACACAUUUUUCAAAUGAAACAAAAAUUGUAGUUAAAAAAAAAAGCUUUUCAAUAACUACAGGUCUAUUUUCUGAAUUGUUUUCUUCUGAAUGCAAAACUAUUUGCCUUAAGUGGUACAGAGUUUUAAAAUUUG